This is a messenger RNA of Phycomyces blakesleeanus NRRL 1555(-), 342 nucleotides long. RefSeq lists its product as hypothetical. The transcript has a single exon. NCBI's taxonomy places the organism in Eukaryota, Fungi, Mucoromycota, Mucoromycetes, Mucorales, Phycomycetaceae. The record is from RefSeq and is a predicted model, not a curated record. The coding region runs from base 1 to 342 and encodes 113 amino acids.
AUGCACACACCAAAAACCUCUCACGAUUUACACAACGAGUCGUCUUCAAACACGGAACAUCCUCAUACACCAUCUGAAGAGCGCGAUCCGAUUCUGUUAGACGAUCAUUUCUCAUUACAAUACGGAAACCCCAUUGAGAUAAUCCACGAUGCACCCAAACAUGCCGUCGACACAUUUGAACCUUCGAAAGACCACUUGCCUCCAGAUUUGAUCGGUCAUAUAAAUACAGUUCCAUGUCAGGAUUGCCGUCGCGACCCUCACCAAAAACGACAAGGAUCACAACGAGACCAUCUUGCUUGCUCAGAAUUCUAUCAUGUUAAUGGAGUUGUUGAAGAGAAAUAA